Molecule: messenger RNA, 1002 nt
Organism: Aspergillus fischeri NRRL 181
Lineage: Eukaryota; Fungi; Ascomycota; Eurotiomycetes; Eurotiales; Aspergillaceae
Product: NmrA/HSCARG family protein
Exons: 3
Coding region: 1-1002 (333 amino acids)
Source: RefSeq, a predicted model, not a curated record
AUGGCGACAAAGAAACUGAUUGUUAUCAUUGGGGCAACGGGAAACCAGGGCGGCUCAGUCGCUCAAGUUUUUCUGCAGGAGCCGCAAUGGCGUGUCCGCGCAGUCACCAGGAACCCUGCCAGCGCAAAAGCUCAAGCCCUGGCUGCCCGCGGCGCGGAGGUUGUCCAAGCAGACUUGGAUUUGCCAUCUACGCUCUCUUCGGCCUUUGAGAACGCGAACGUCAUUUUCGCCGUCAGUGACUUCUGGGGUAUACUCGGUGAUCCUGCCAACACAGCCAAGGCGAAGGACCAGCCGCUCAAUGUCUGGGCUGCUAACCAUGAGACCGAGCAACUGAAGGGCGUUAUUGAUGCUGCCGCAAAGGUACCUACGCUGGAACGCUUCGUGUUAUCGUCUCUUUCCGACGCGACGAAGUGGUCUAGGGGAAAGUACACGCACGUCUAUCAUUUCGACUCGAAGGCCAAGGCAGAGGCGUACGCAAGAGAAACCUAUCCUGAACUUUGGAAGAAGACCAGCGUCUUCCAGGCGGGGUUCUUCCUGAGUAAUUACGUAUCACUUCCGGUCUUCCAGCCCCAGAUGACAGCGAACGGUGUAGCCCAGUUCGUGGGGCAGCUAGACCCAGACCUUAAACUGCCUUUCAUCGCCGCGGAAGAAGACACUGGACCAAUUGUGAAGGCCCUUGUGCAAGAAGCGGCUGGGAAGAACGUCAUUGCCUAUAGAGAGUGGAGCUCUUUACGCGAGCUCUCAAAGGCAUUUACGCAGGCCACCGGGAUCAAAGCAGAAUGUAUUAGGCUGGAAAAAGGACAAUCGAACCUUUCCCUCCCGCCUGAGCUCAGUCGCGAAUUAGAUGAGAAUUGGGCUUAUUGCAAUGAGUUUGGAUACGAGGGCCGAGAUGACCCUACAAUCAUCCACCCCAAAGACUUGGAUUCGCCCCCUCAGUUGGACAGUAUAGUAAAUUACUUCAGGAAGCAGGACUGGUCCACACUCUUCACACAAGAGAAGUAG